Messenger RNA from Quercus lobata, 429 nucleotides. RefSeq lists its product as uncharacterized. The transcript has a single exon. Lineage: Eukaryota; Viridiplantae; Streptophyta; Magnoliopsida; Fagales; Fagaceae. The record is from RefSeq and is a predicted model, not a curated record. Bases 1 to 429 code for a protein of 142 amino acids.
AUGAACCGUAGAAUCAGAGCAUCUACCAAACCCUUCUCCUCUUCCUCACCAACCAGAUCCGAGCCUUUCCACAAGUACCUUAAGCCCGGCGCCCUAGCCCAAAUCCGUGACUCCCGAAUCAGCGCCCACCGGACUCACCGAGUCAACUCGCUUUACCUCCUCUCCUCCUCCUCGAUCCCUCUCCACCGCACGACCCCGCCGUCAUCUCCGUCGUCCUCCAACGCCGCCGCUCAACAAGCUCCGGUCAACGCAUUCACCGACGGUAUCCCUUGCUUCUCUGGCAGGAUCUACGGCCCGCGCUGCCCCCAGAGGAAGAAGCUCGUGGCGGCCAAGUCUGUGCUUUUCCUCAACCCGCUCCCUAACUCAGUCCAGGACUCGCCCGAUUCGGUCAUCGAUUCGUUCAGUAAUGACAUUCUCCUCGCUCACUGA